AAACCGUGUGCUCUCCAGUCUACACGCCCCAAGAUUCGUUCAAAAACAAACGUCGCCCCCUUCUUUAGCCUUUCACGCUAUAUCUCUACAUAAAACCCCAACCUCAUAAUUCAUGCUUCAAUCCAAACUACAGCAUUAAUGUUUAUCAAAUAGUUUGAUUAAGGGUUGAAUUUCAGUGGAUUGUGUGGCAGCAAAUAUUUCAAAGUAGCUAGACAUCAAAAACAAAGAUAGGCAAAAAUGUGUAAAGGGUUUCAGCAAUACGAGAGAGAUCGUCUGAAAAUCAAAGCUUUUUAUCUCCAUUUCUCAUUUUCCUCACCUACCAAAAAUGCCUUACCCGAUUGUCUAACACUGCAUUAUCUUCCAAGAAUAAGUGAAAGUCCAUUGGAGAUUAACGACUCCAAGAUCCGAUCCAAUGCCCCGGGUUUCGUUACGCUCCACCGGGUCGUGUCAGCUGAGAAGGCGACAAAAGGGGUCAUAUAUGGAAGCAGAGAUAGAGUUAAAGCGAGUGAAGGAGUAAGGUUCGAAAUAUACAUCGCUGAUGUAAAGAUUUUAAGGGGUAUUUUCGGAAAAGAUGGAGUUGAGGAUAAUUGGAGAAUUGAUUGCAGGUCAAUGCUCGAAAAUGAUGAUUUGCACGUAAAAGGGGCGGAAGUGUGUGUGGCGGUGGAAGGACGAGCCGCCGGUUCAGCGGCGGAGGUGAUAACAGAGAAGGUGGAGAUGACGGUGAAGAAGAGGAGAUCACGGCGGAGGAGCUGUUUUCAGAAGCUGGAGGAGAUCCCUGAACAAAGAGAAGUUGAAAAUGAGCUUGAGGGGUCCACUUGUUGUUGCUCGGAGUGUGAAGGUGAAGAAGAUUCCGACGGCGGAGACACGGCGGAAGCGGCGGAGGAGGAGGCUGAGACGGAGGGAGUUGGGUGGGCAUUAGAUGUGGGGAUAUGGGUGAUGUGCCUUGGGGUGGGUGUUGGGUAUUUGGUCUCUAGAGCUUCUUCUAAGAGAUUAAGAAGAAGAAGAUUCAUACUAUAAACUUAUUUUUAGUAGUAAUUAAUACGAUUUUUUGCUGUAAGUUCUAACAAUAGGAGUCUAUAUUGAGAAUUUGAGAGUGAUCUUGAUAUUGUUAACCCAAUUUUCCGGAGAUUAUUUACACCAAUAAAUUUCACUUUAUACUUUAGCUUAUUCA
Nicotiana tabacum (common tobacco) is the source of this 1171-nucleotide messenger RNA. RefSeq lists its product as uncharacterized. NCBI's taxonomy places the organism in Eukaryota, Viridiplantae, Streptophyta, Magnoliopsida, Solanales, Solanaceae. The record is from RefSeq and is a predicted model, not a curated record.